UUUGAGGACCAGACCAGGUCUACCAAAGCUGCUGAGGGCCGGAGGCUGCAAGGAUGCAGCCUAACGCCUUUGACACACCUUCUGUCUACGGGAGAUCAAAGCAAGAUAUGUUAAAAAAAAAAAAAAGAUGACGUCCUUGCAUUCCAUACUGUCAAGUUAGUUAGCUGUUAUGCUAGCCCCCCCCAUCGGACUUGUUUUUAACAAGUGCGCGUGCCUUUACAAUAUAAUUCGUCACAGUUCUGUUGACGUGGGACCCGUGAGGGGAAAACGUCACAAACAGCUCGCCGUCCGCUUGGUCUAAAGUUUUACGCCUGGACCCCACUGCGCAUGCGCCAAAUGCGGCUACCCGGAAACAACAUGGUUGUUUUUAGAGAACUCAAAUAGAACGGUCAUCUGUCAAACGGUGCAGAAGAGACUAUCUGGGCUCGUUUGGACGCUGAAUUAAGGACGCUCGCCGGGAUCCUCUUUGCUGCGCCCCGUCAGAGUUGAUGAGGCCAGGUGAAUCGGGCGAAACGAACCCACGGUCGAGCUAACACGUAGCGGAAGCUAACUGUCGGCUAGCAUGGACAGCGCGGCGCUGGAGCUCGACGCUGUCAAGUUCGCCAAAACGGCUGUGACCCACGACCAGACGGGCAAAUACAACGAGGCCGUGUUCUACUAUAAGGAGGCGGCCCAGGCCCUGAUAUACGCCGGCAUGGCCGGCUCCAGGCUGGAGGGAAUCCAGGACAAAGUCAACGAGUACUUGGACCGAGUCCAAGCGCUCCACAACGCCGUUCAGGCCCAGAAGAGCGACCCGCUGAAGACCCGGCAGCAUGUGGACCUGGAGCGAGCCCACUUCCUGGUCACCCAGGCCUUCGAGGAGGACGAGAAGGGAAAUGACGACGAGGCCGUUGAACUGUACACUCAGGCUGUGGAGCUGUGCAUAAACACAUCCAACGAGACAUCGGACCAGGCGCUGCAGACCAAGCUGAAGCAGCUGGCCCGUCAGGCUCUGGACAGGGCAGAGGGGCUCAAAGAGUCCAGAUCAACUCCAGCUCAGGACGCGAUGGGAACCCCGGGAGGCAAGCCCGCCGCCGGCGCCAGUUCCGGCGGUCCUGUUCGCCAGUUUUUCCCCCUCGGGCCCGAGUUCAGCCUCCACGACCGGCCGCUGCCCCAGCCGGUCCGGGCGGUCCAGUCCAGCCAGCCCGCGGGUCAGCGCUACACGUCGGACGAGAUCGAGGUGCUCAGGAGCACCUCCACCGUCAAUGGCAUCGCCUUUGUGCCCUUCAUGAGCGUGGACCUGAGGGAGCGAUUUGCCUUCCCUGUCCCCUUCUCGGACAAAGCAGGGAAACUGGCGCUGUCGCCCAAACAGAAAGCCGUCUUCUCCCGCUGGGUCCGGCCGGACGAGAUCUCGGACAACCCCACUAUGAUCAUGUCCGUGUCCAGCUUCAGCAUCAAGCAGACGGUCGUUUCCGACUGUUCCUUCGUGGCGUCGCUCGCCAUCAGCGCGGCCUACGAGCGCCGCUACAACAAGAAGCUCAUCACCAGCGUCAUCUACCCUCAGAACAGACGAGGGGAACCGGAGUAUAACCCCUGUGGGAAAUACAUGGUCAAGCUUCACAUCAAUGGAGUUCCCCGGAAGGUGGUCAUAGACGACUUCCUGCCGGUGGAUCGUCACGGAGAGCUGCUGUGCUCCUACUCCAGCAACAGGAACGAGCUCUGGGUCUCCCUCAUCGAGAAGGCCUACAUGAAGGUGAUGGGAGGCUACGACUUCCCCGGCUCCAACUCGAACAUCGAUCUGCACGCGCUCACUGGCUGGAUCCCUGAACGCAUCGCCAUGCACUCCGACAACCAGUCCUUCAGCAAGGACGACACGUUCCGCAUGCUCUACCAGAGGUUUCACAGGGGCGACGUCCUCGUCACCACGGCAACGGGGGUGAUGUCAGAGGAGGAAGGGGAGCGAUGGGGUUUGGUGCCGACCCACGCCUACGCCGUUCUCGACAUCAGGGAUUACAAGGGAAUGCGUUUCCUGCAGCUGAAGAAUCCCUGGAGUCACCUGCGGUGGAAGGGCCGCUACAGCGAGCGAGACGAGAAGAACUGGACGCCAGAACUCCUCAAGUACCUCAACUUUGACCCCAAAACAGCCCAGAAGUUUGACAACGGUGUCUUCUGGAUCUCCUGGGAGGACCUCUGUCAGUACUAUGAUGUCAUCUACCUGAGCUGGAACCCCGCCCUGUUCAAAGACUCCUCCUGUAUUCACAGUAGCUGGGAUGGGAAGCAGGGCCCGGUGAAGGACGUCUACAGUCUGGCCAACAAUCCGCAGUACAAGCUGGAGGUCCAGUGCCCGACGGGGGGGGCGGCCGUGUGGGUGCUGCUCACCAGACACAUCACCGACAAGGAGGAUUUUGCACAAAACAAGGAGUUUAUCACGCUUGUUGUUUACAAGACGGAAGGGAAGAAGGUUUACUACCCAGCGGACCCCCCCCCUUACAUCGACGGGAUCCGAAUCAACAGCCCCCACUACCUGACCAAGAUGAGGCUGACCAGCGCAGGGACACACACCUUCACGCUGGUGGUCUCCCAGUACGAGAAACAGAACACCAUCAACUACACACUGCGGGUGUUCUCCGGAUGCAAAUUCACCUUCUCCAAGAUCCUCAAUCCCUUCACCCAGACCAAACGGGUCAACGGCCAGUGGAAGGGGUCCAGCGCCGGCGGCUGUGGGAACUACAAGGACUCGUACAAGCUCAACCCCAUCUACCAGAUCAACGUGGAGCGGCCGGGGCCGCUGCUGGUGGAGCUCCGAGGAUCCAGGCAGUACAGCGUCGGCUUCGAGAUGGUGACCGUGUCCCUGGUGGGGGAUCCCGGCCCGGCUGCCCCCCCCAAGAGGAGCAGUGGGGAUUACAGGUGUGGCUUCUGCUACAUGGAGGCGGACCACGUCCCAGCCGGCCUCUACAACGUCGUCCCCACCACCUUCCUGCCCAAACAGGAAGGACCCUUCUUCCUGGACUUCUCCAGCACCUCCCCCCUCAAGGUCUCGCAGCUCCAGUGAAGGCGGGGCACUGGGGGGGGGGGGCUUUGGAUGGGACCUCCAUGAAUUACAAGCCUUCUUCACCUGGUUCAUCAAACCCCGCAUGACUAUUUUUAAACUUCAUCGAGAAAAUGAAACCCAAGAGAAGAGGAUGAGAGUAAAAUGCCCCCCAUCGAGGAUUAGUAAUCCUGUGCUUCCUUACUGUGUGUGGACGACGGUGAUCACAUGACCGCAGCCUGGGCUCAACUGCAGCACACAUUAGUCCAACAGGUCUGUCACAUCAGACCCACAAAGCCCCCUCCACCCCCCCAUAAUUAAUAAUGUACGUCACGUUAACACGAAUACGCUGCUAGUAUGAAUACAAUCUAAAUCUUAUUUCUGACAACGUUGGGGUUGCACUCGAGACUCUACUGCAAAACCCCCAGAAGAGGAGGAUGACAAUGAAGGAGGAGGAUAAUGAAGGAGUAGGAGAUGGAGGAGGAUAAUUGCUGCAAAGACGUCUCAUGAGAUCUGAUGACUUAGAUUUAAAAAGUCUUUGAGAAAAAAGUAUAGUGAAAGCGUAGUUUUUUUGAGCAGCACCUCCAGGACUAGUGUGUGUGUGUGUGUGUGUGUGUGUGUGUUGGCUCGACUGUCUUUUUUUAGAGGGUUUUUUCUAGAGGUUUAAAAAAAAAAAACAGUCAACGUUUGACCGAGCGCACGUCCUCCUGUGUACUUCUUAACAUACGGCACUUUUUUUCUGCAAUACUCUGAUGGACGUGUCUGUUUUCAGGAAGCUGCUCUCGUUCCUCUCACUUCCUGUUUGUAGAGAAUGUUGAAUCUGAAUGUAAAGAUCUCACAACGGCCAAAGUUACACGUCGCUGUUUGUGUCCCACAGAGGUUUAAGUCAUCGCGUUUACACAAGGCGCAAACAGCUGACGACUUUUUGGCUCGAUGUAUGAAUUGGUUAUUUGUGUUGAUAUUUGUCAUUGUUUUGUUUCUUUGAAUCAUUUUUAGUCCUCGUGGGUUUUCUAAAUGCUUCGCUUAAAAGGUUGAAAAGUUAAAUAUCCAAUGCCAAGUAUUUGUUGAUUAGUGGUGGGUGGUGUCACUGUCAUUAAUGCCAUGAUAUCAGUUGUUUGAUUGCUGACAGGUCGUGUACUUUAAAUGAUGCAUCAGGACCUGCAGCGACCUGCCAGGUGAUUUAUCAUCCAGCGUUUGCAGAACUUGCACUAAAUGUCGGUUCGACCGACGUGUUAUAGCA
Molecule: messenger RNA, 4247 nt
Organism: Gasterosteus aculeatus aculeatus (three-spined stickleback)
Lineage: Eukaryota; Metazoa; Chordata; Actinopteri; Perciformes; Gasterosteidae
Gene: capn7
Product: calpain 7
Biological process (GO): proteolysis
Molecular function (GO): calcium-dependent cysteine-type endopeptidase activity
Source: RefSeq, a predicted model, not a curated record